This is a messenger RNA of Rotaria socialis, 591 nucleotides long. NCBI's taxonomy places the organism in Eukaryota, Metazoa, Rotifera, Eurotatoria, Philodinida, Philodinidae. The record is from the annotation of a GenBank genome assembly.
AUGGGAGCUUAUCCCACAACUCAUGUUGCGAAUGGUUGCCCACAUCCGAUUUGGGUCAUGUGCGAUACAGAUCGACAGCACACGAUCGGUGGGUCCGUUACGUUAGGCAAUGCCAAUAUCGAUCUCAACAAUGUUGAUGUUUCAAAUUCAGCGAUUGAAGCAGGUAAGCAAUAUUUUUCAACAAAAAACCAACAAUGUAAUCAAUUGUUAGGUAUGACAAAAAUCAGCCCUGGCAAUUAUUUGGGCUUUAAGCCCAAGAUCGGCAUAGGAGGCGCGAACUGGAUUAAUCGAAAUACUGUUUAUAUAACAAUCGAUUAUGAAGACCAAGAAGGAAAAAUGCAUACAAUAUGCAGGGCGUUUCCAAAAGCAUCAAAUGAAAGUGUAAUUGUAGCCCGCGAUUACACGGUGCGUGCAACGAAAAUGGGUGAAAUAUGGAUUGAUACAUCUGGAGCAAACCAUCGCCCUAAUGCAGUGGCGGAUCCAGAGCAGUUGGUGCCGGAGGCACCGAAGGUACCGAAUGUGCAGUCCCAGCCCAUGUCAACAAUGAUUGGUAUGUUCCAUAUUCUUUUAUGGUAUCUUUUUCGACAUUGA